AUGGCAGGAAAAAGAGAAAUGAAGAUCGAUGCCCCUAAAUCCGGCUUAGCAGUCGGUUUGAACAAAGGCCACAUCACUACACCAAUACCUUUGGUGAAGUCUGUACGCCCAAGUCGCAGGAAGGGAUUGAAGACCAACAGCAACACCCUUGUGUCCGAGGUCAUUCGUGAGGUCUGCGGUUUUGCCCCUUAUGAAAGGCACAUGAUCGAGCUUAUCAAAACCGGUUCAUCAUCUGCCCAGAAGCGUGCUCUUAAGUUUGCUAAGAAGCGUUUGGGUACCCUUCGUCGUGCGAAGGCUAAGAACGAAGAGAUGAUACGCGUGGUCGAGCUCCAGCGCAAGCGCAAAGCAUAA
This is a messenger RNA of Babesia sp. Xinjiang, 351 nucleotides long. RefSeq names its product 60S ribosomal protein L36 (gene rpl-36). Lineage: Eukaryota; Apicomplexa; Aconoidasida; Piroplasmida; Babesiidae. Gene Ontology annotation, cellular component: ribosome; cytosolic large ribosomal subunit. Gene Ontology annotation, biological process: cytoplasmic translation. The transcript has 2 exons. Gene Ontology annotation, molecular function: structural constituent of ribosome. The coding region runs from base 1 to 351 and encodes 116 amino acids. The record is from RefSeq and is a predicted model, not a curated record.